CGGACGCCGACGAUCGAGCAACACUCACGUCCAGUCCGGUCUGCCGAGACGAGUACCUGCUGCUAUAUCCAUCACACGAUCGCCAAGUCCAACACACACGGCCCACCACAAUGAGAUCGACUUUGUUCGCCGUGUGCGCAUUUGCGCUGUGCGCGCACUGUCUGGCCUCCGACGACAAGUCGGCAAAGAAGACCGAAGCCGCGGCCGACAGCAAGGCCCAGGGUAAGAGAAGCCUGUUCGACACCGGUUACGGUUUCGGCGGCGGUCACGCCGAUAUCCUGUCCGCGGGUUACGGACACGGACUCAUCUCGUCCGGCGGUUACGGAGGCGGUUACGCCGACUUCAGCGGCCACGACUCGUACGCCGUUGGUGGACACGACUCUUUCGCAGCAUACGGUGGACACCAAUCAUACCAACACCACGUACCAGUCAAGACCAUCACCAAGAGCGUGGCUCUGCCAUACCCGGUUGAGGUAGCCAAGCCAUACCCAUACCCCGUCAAGGUUGCCGUUCCAGUCGACCGCCCAUACGCCGUUGACGUGCCCCAGCCAUACCCCGUGCACGUGGAAAAACCAUACCCAGUCAAGGUUCCAGUGCCACAUCCAUACCCAGUCGUCAAGGAAGUUCCAGUGCCCUACAAGGUGCCCGUCGACCGCCCGUACCCAGUGCACGUAGACAAGCCGUACCCAGUGUACGUCGAGAAGCAAGUGCCAUACCCAGUAGAGAAGGCCGUCCACUACCCAGUCAAGGUGCCAGUCGACCGUCCCUACCCAGUGCACGUACCAGUCGAGAAGAUCGUACCAUACCCAGUCGAAAAGGCAGUCCAUUACCCAGUCAAGGUAGCCGUCGACCGUCCAUACCCAGUACCAGUCGAGAAGCACAUCCCAUACCCAGUUGAGAAGCAUGUGCCGUAUCCAGUGGUCAAGGAAAUCCCGUAUCCCGUCAAAGUGCCAUACAAAGUGGCCGUUGCCGUGCCAUACCCGGUUAAGGCGUACCAACCCGACCACUACGAACACCACGAUCACCACGACUACCAACACGGCAGCUCCGGAUAUUACAAUAACCGGGUAACCAAUCAAACUAUACUGGGGGGCAACGACGAUCCACUACAAAAGCACCGGACACCCAUUAUUCAUCACCAUUCACAUUCAGUUAGGUCUGAGAUCAACACACAUACAAUGAAAGUAGUAUUGUUUUCUGCGUGCGCAUUCGCGCUGUGUGCCUACGUCUUGGCAGUAGAUCAACCGGCUAAGAACACAAAAGCAGACGAAUCCCAAUCCAAGAGAAGCGUAUCUGAAUUGAGUUACGGAUUUGGCAGCUCAGAAAUCGCAAGCGGCGGCUAUGGAUACGGUGACUUCAGUACCGGAGACGCUGACUUCAGUGCCGGACACGCAGACUUCAGUGCUGGACACGGUGACUUCAGUGCCGGACAUGCUGACUUCAGUGCUGGACACGGUGACUUCAGCGCCGGACACGCAGACUUUGGUGGAGAAUACGCAUACAGUGGCCACCAACAAUCAUCGUACCAACAACACGUGCCCAUCAAGACCAUAACCAAAAAUGUGCCACAACCAUACCCUGUGGAAGUAGUCAAACCUUACCCAUACCCGGUCAAGGUGCCCGUUCCAGUUGACAGGCCGUACACCGUUGAAGUGCCCAAGCCGUACUCUGUGCACGUAGAAAAGCCAUAUCCCGUCAAAGUUCCAGUGCCCCAUCCAUAUCCCGUUGUAAAAGAAGUGCACGUACCCUACAAGGUGCCGGUAGAUCGCCCAUAUCCCGUGCACGUGGACAAACCAUACCCAGUGUAUGUCGAGAAGCAAGUGCCGUACCCAGUCGAGAAAGCUGUCCAUGUUCCAGUCAAAGUACCAGUCGACCGCCCUUACCCAGUGCACGUGCCUGUUGAGAAGAUCGUACCAUACCCAGUCGAAAAGCCUGUGCACUACCCGGUUAAGGUUCCCGUCGAACGCCCGUACCCCGUACCAGUGGUGAAGAAUAUCCCGUAUCCGGUCGAGAAGCAAGUUCCGUAUCCAGUGGUCAAGGAAAUCCCGUAUCCAGUCAAAGUUCCCGUCAAAGUCGAAGUAAAAGUACCAUACCCAGUCAAGACUUACCAGCCCGAACACCACUACGAACACCAUGAAGAACACGAUUACCAUCACGGAAACAGUGGAUAUUAACUUAACUCAAGUCAUAAUCUAGUCACACUUCACUCGAGUCAAAAUAUGUACUAUUUUUUACUUUAAUUGAUUUUUUUUUCUAUAUUACAAUAAAAUGGAAACGUUAAGAGAAUAUUAUAUUGUCGGGUUAGAUCAUUUUUAAAAACAAAUAUGAAAAAGCUAGAUAUAGUUCUAACUGUUAUAUCAAUAUUGGUUGAACCGUUAAAAUACUUUAUAGUUUAUAUACCAGAACUAUGUUAAUAAUAUCGUUUUUUAUAUUUUUUUUUUAUAAAUCCUAUCAAUUUUUUCAUGUAUGUAAUAAAUGUAUAUAAUAUGUUCAAUGUUAAUCAAUGUAUAUUGUAUUACUUUCUAUUGUUAGACAAAAUAUAAAUAAAAAAUGUUUCACUUA
Messenger RNA from Acyrthosiphon pisum (pea aphid), 2562 nucleotides. RefSeq lists its product as uncharacterized. The transcript is spliced from 3 exons. The coding region runs from base 111 to 2174 and encodes 687 amino acids. The record is from RefSeq and is a predicted model, not a curated record. Lineage: Eukaryota; Metazoa; Arthropoda; Insecta; Hemiptera; Aphididae.